Messenger RNA from Durusdinium trenchii, 417 nucleotides. The record is from the annotation of a GenBank genome assembly. Lineage: Eukaryota; Dinophyceae; Suessiales; Symbiodiniaceae.
AUGGAGAAGUGGGCUGAUGGCUCCAAGUACGAGGGCGAGUUCCUUCAAGGUAGUAAGCACGGCAUGGGCACCUAUACCGCGGCCAACGGCAAGGUGGUCUAUGAGGGCCAAUUCUGUGGCGACCGCAUGGACGGGGAGGGCACCUACCACUUCUCCGAUGGGCGGGUCUACACCGGUGCCUGGCAGAGGGGGCACAUGUCAGGGAAUGGUACCAUGACCUGGCCGGAUGGCUCCAAGUACGAGGGCGAAUAUCAGAAUGACUUCCGCCAUGGCCAAGGGACCCUCACUUGGCCCGACGGCCGAAAGUACAAGGGGCAAUGGAACAACGGCAAGCAGGAUGGAGAGGGCGUGAUGAUCGACAGCCUUGGCAACGCGACCAAGAGCCGCUGGAAGAACGGCUCACCCCUGGAGGAGUGA